Molecule: messenger RNA, 1107 nt
Organism: Dendrobium catenatum
Lineage: Eukaryota; Viridiplantae; Streptophyta; Magnoliopsida; Asparagales; Orchidaceae
Exons: 3
Coding region: 1-1107 (368 amino acids)
Source: RefSeq, a predicted model, not a curated record
AUGAAACAACCACAAGGUUUCAUCCAUCCCAAUCAUCUGUCCCAUGUAUGUAAACUUCACAAGACUAUUUACGGGCUUAAACAAGCACCGAGGCAGUGGUUUCACACGUUCACAGCUUUCCUCCAAAGCAUCGGCUUCACCUUCAGCAAAUCUAAUCCCUCUCUAUUAUUCUACAAGAAAGAGGACACCAAAAUCUACAUUCUUCUAUAUGUAGAUGAUAUUCUUAUAUCGGGCAAUAAGCACAGCAAAAUUAUUGCCUUUAUCAAGGAAUUACAAGACCGUUUUCAGCUGAGAGAACUUGGUCCCGUUUCCUUUUUUCUGGGGAUCCAGGUAUCACGCACAGCCGCUGGCUAUUUCCUCAGCCAAUCUCAAUAUGCUCUAGACAUUCUUCAGUCUGCAGGUUUAGCCGAUUGUAAACCAUCUCAGACUCCCAUUGCUGUCAAAACCGUUGCCGAUGCCAAGCAGUUUCUCGGAUCAGAUCCACGCUCUACAGGAAAAUUGCUGGCUCAUUGCAAUAUCUCACAAUCACUAGACCAGACAUUGCAUAUGCUACUAACAUUGUUUGCCAGCAUAUGCAUCAACCGUCCGAACUGCAUUUCACCAUUCUCAAACGACUAUUGGGCAGCUGAUCACAACGACAGGAAAUCCAUUUUUGGAUUUUGUACAUUCCUCGGCAAUUCGUUAGUUUCUUGGUGUGUAAAGAAGCAAGCCACUGUCGCUAAAUCUUCCACCGAGGUAGAGUAUUGGGCUCUAGCAUCUGCCACAUCCGAUAUAAUAUGGCUAAGGAGGUUACUCUCUGAUUUUGAUGUGGAGCCUCUACUACCCACCAUUCUCUCAUGUGACAACACUUCUGCGCUUGCUCUUGCCAACAAUCCAUCAACACCUACCGCCUGCCCCUGCAUGCCCUGCCCGGCUUGCCCGCUUGCCGCUGCCUGCCCUGCCUGCUACGGUCUGCCCACCUACCCGCAUAGCUUGCCCGCGUGCAUCGUGCCGGUCGCACCAACGCAUUUGUGUCGCAUAGCAUCGCGUUCGCUGUUGAACGCCAUUGCUCGCUGGCGGCUACCGAACGUUGUUGCCCGAUGGCAGUUGCCAAACCUCGCUGCCUAG